Messenger RNA from Entrophospora sp. SA101, 921 nucleotides. The record is from the annotation of a GenBank genome assembly. Lineage: Eukaryota; Fungi; Glomeromycota; Glomeromycetes; Entrophosporales; Entrophosporaceae.
AUGGAAGAACACUUGACUUUAACUGAAGAAGAUUUUAAAGCAGCAGCAAUAGAAGAGAAAAAACGUCGUCAUGAUGUUAUGGCACAUGUUCAUACAUUUGGUUUAGUUGCACCAAAAGCAGCUGGAGUGAUUCAUUUGGGAGCAACUAUUGUGGUGAUUGAUCGUUUGAGUAGAUUUGCUGAUACCUAUAAAGGUUUACCAACUUUGGGUUUUACUCAUUUUCAACCAGCUCAAUUAACCACUGUUGGUAAAAGAACUACACUUUGGCUUCAGGUUGAACAACGAAUUACUUUGGGAUUAAGGAAUUUUGAACGUGCGAAAAAUGAUAUUGCAUUUCGUGGUGUUAAAGAAGAACUUGAUAGACGAGUUACUGAAUUAUUAGAUUUUAAAGAAGCAUAUCCAGUAACAAGACAAACAUAUUCACCUACAGAUAUUAGGCUGUUGGAAAAUCUCAAAGAGAUAGAAGAACCAUUCGAGAAGGAUCAAAUAGGUAGUUCUGCUAUGGCAUAUAAAAGAAAUCCUAUGCAAUGUGAAAGGGUUUGUAGUCUGGCUAGACAUCUGAUGACACUCAAUAACAAUGCCUUGAUGACCAAUAGUGUACAAUGGUUAGAAAGAACUUUAGAUGAUAGACAUAUAUUGGAAGGACUUGUAGUCUAUCCUAAAGUUAUAGAACAUCAUAUAGCACAUGAAUUGCCUUUUAUGGCAACAGAGAAUAUUAUAAUGACAAUGACAUGUCAUGAAGAGAUUAGAGUCUUAAGUCAUCAAGCUGCAAAAAAAGUCAAGGAUGAUGGUGAAGAAAAUGAUUUAAUUGAGAGAAUUAAAAAGACUGAAUAUUUUAAACCAAUUUGGGAUGAGCUUGAAUCAUUGCUGGAUUCAAAACAUUUAUUGGGCGUGCACCACAACAAGUUGAUAAAAUUUUAA